Molecule: messenger RNA, 1380 nt
Organism: Clonostachys rhizophaga
Lineage: Eukaryota; Fungi; Ascomycota; Sordariomycetes; Hypocreales; Bionectriaceae
Source: the annotation of a GenBank genome assembly
AUGAUCAACCAGGAGACUCUAGUUCGUUCAAAUGGGAUAUUUCAUGGUCUUCCAACCUAUCCUAGUACCCCAGGUACCCAAAACCUGACGGCUCUUGUGGCCGGAGCUACGGGUCUAUCUGGCUCUCACAUGGUCAAAGUGUUAGCUGCGUCACAGCGCUGGAGAAAGAUUUACUGCCUGAGUUCGAGGCCUCCUCCAGAGAACUUCUUCGCUGAUCUUGGAGAUGGCAGUGGGAAAGUCGAGCACGUGGCCAUUGACUUUCUUCGACAGCCAGCCCAGAUUGCAGAAUGUCUUAGCGACAAGAUCGAGCACGUUGAUCACGUAUUUUACUUCUCGUAUAUGCAGCCACCUCCCAAAGGUGAUGCUUUAGACCUCUGGGCACAUGCUGAUGAGCUCGCAAGGAUCAACCGUAAGCCACCUUCUCCCUUGUUUCAGAUUUUACUGACCUUCCCGCCCGCCCCUCAAGUGUCUUUAUUCAAAAAUUUCGUCGGUGGUCUACAGCUAGCAGGCUUAAAACCCAAGAAAUUUAUGCUCCAGACGGGAUCUAAACACUAUGCGUUUUACCUUGGCCCGGCGGCAAUUCCAGCUUUCGAGUCUGACCCGCGUGUGACGAUCGAUGACAAUUUCUACUACGCACAGGAAGAUGCGCUCGCCUCUUAUUGCAAAUUAAACGGAUCACAAUGGGCCGUAUCACGGCCUACAUAUAUCAUCGGAGCAGUCCGUGACGGGUCUCUCAACCAUCUCAUCGGCUUCGGAAUUUACGCUUCGGUACAGGCGUACAGGAAGCAGCCGCUGUUGUUUCCGGGAGACUACCGUGCUUGGGACCGUGAGCAGCACCAGAGUUCGGGCUUGCUGAAUGCCUAUUUCCAAGAAUGGUUGGUUCUGUCUGAAAGCACCGCUGGUGAAGCAUUCAACAUCCAUGAUGGAGAUUCAUUCACUUGGGGGCGGCUCUGGCCCUAUCUUGCUCAAUGGUAUGGUAUCGAGUGGCAUCCUCCAGAGACGGAUGAUUCCAAGUAUCGAACUGUAAAGAUGGCGCUUCCCACAACACCAAGAGGAUAUGGCCCUCAGGCAACAAUGAGGUCAACAUUCAGCCUUCUUGAGUGGUCUUUGAAACCCGAAGUUGAGCAAGCAUGGAAGGAAAUUGCUCACAAGCAUGACCUGGUGCUGAAUCCAUUUGAUCCUCUUUACCGCGCUCGCAUCUUCUCAUUCUCUGACUCGGCCGUGAUCGGGGAUGGCGCAAUGACCUUGAGUAUGCGGAAGGCUCGCAAUCAUGGCUUUUUCGGCACUUUGGACUCUUAUCGCUCCAUAUUUGACUCUCUACAUGAGCUUGCCAGACUGAAGAUGAUAAUGCCACCAGUUGUGGGUGAAUUUGUCGAAUAG